Messenger RNA from Caenorhabditis auriculariae, 1023 nucleotides. NCBI's taxonomy places the organism in Eukaryota, Metazoa, Nematoda, Chromadorea, Rhabditida, Rhabditidae. The record is from the annotation of a GenBank genome assembly.
AUGACUCAAUGCCGGGGCACGACGACGGCGUCUUCGCAGAGGCCAGGUUACGGUGGACACGUGUGUGUAGCGUGGCCGACGGUCCGUCAGACCGAGGAACGCCGUGCUCUCGUCGUAUCGCCUCCGAUUGAUUCCCGCUUGUUUAUACUUUAUCUGACGCUCGGUAAUUGAUGGGAGGCACAAUAAACAACCCGGCCGCAGUAAUGAGAAGACUUCUGGGGCCAGUUUCAGGAGGAAGUUUUUAGCUUCUUUGUUCGAAAUCGGUAGUUUUUUUGAAUACCUUGCUAACUAGGGAACGUUUUUUACCCCCCGAUUGAACUUUUGAUGAAACUUUGCGGAAGUGUACUUUAGGACCCCCUGAUUCCAGAACAGAAAGAAAAUUUCUCGCAAUAGAUCUUGUAUCCGAGUUAGGACACUUCAAAAGCCCGAAAUAACGCUUUUUUGGACUAAUUUGCGUAUUUUGCACACUUUGAAGCUCCAUAUUUCGGAAAAAUUGCGAGAAAUUUUUUUUUUCUGCAACCAGGAGUCCUAAAGUACAUUUCGGCAAAGUUUCAGCAAAAGUUCAACCGCGGGGGGAAGGGGGGUAAAAAAACGUUGUGAGUUCAAAUUAGGCUUCACGACCUAAAUUCAAAUCAAAUUGAUCCUAGAACUCGAGCAGAUUUUGCUCAAAAACGCCACAUACCUAUAAUUUUGGACCCGGAAAUCCAUUAAAAAAGGCAGUGGAAAACUUCAAAAUGAUCCAACGCAAUUAAAGUUUACCCAAAAAAUACCGCUAAAGCCUCACUUAUCAUUUAUCAAACCAAAAUGAUCUUCCUAAACCCUAAACUAAUCUCAGAAUCCAAAAACAACUUUGGAAGACUUCAUAGUCUGUUCGACGGGCAGACGUAUAGUCGGGGGGCAGAUAAGCCAGACGGAGUGACCUGUCGAUUUGUUGACGACGAACAACAGAUCGACGUCGGAUCAACAAUCAGUUGGCCUCGAUGCUCUUCACGUGCGGUCCCUCCAGUCAUCGUACAGCUUUAG